AUGUCUUGUGGCGAUGUGAGUCUCGUUGAGCUUCAAGAUACCGUGCAAGAGUGCAAGUAUAGCAGAUGGAUUCCCGUGGACUGCACUCCGUGUGGAAAUAACUAUUAUGCGAAAGUGACCCGGUAUAGGGCGGUAUGCUGCCACCCAGGUGAGCCUCUUGAACCGUGUUUGGCGAGGUGUAAGCUACCGCCAAGAAGUGCCCAAGAAGAAAUAUACUGUGGACUUGUUUGUCCCAAUCUUCAUCCAACAACUACAACAACAACGUCAACGACGGUACCGACCACUCGAAUAAGCUCAACAACACCACCACCAACAACAACGCAAGCCGGCAACGCAAACUAUUUCAUCAACUGCUCCACAAACAACAACGAAAGUAACGAGAGCGCAGCCUGCAACACAGACUAUUUCAUCAGCUGCUCCAAAAACAACAACGAAAGUAACCACAACGCAGCCGUCAACACAAACUAUUUCAUCAACUGCUCCACAUACAACAUCGAAAGUAACGACAGCGCAGCCGGCAACGCAAACUAUUUCAUCAGCUGCUCCACAAACAACAACGAAAGUAACGAGAGCCCAGCCUGCAACACAGACUAUUUCAUCAGCUGCUCCACAAACAACAACGAAAGUAACCACAACGCAGCCGGCAACGCAAACUGUUUCAUCAGCUGCUCCACAAACAACAACGAAAGUAACCACAACGCAGCCGGCAACGCAAACUAUUUCAUCAGCUGCUCCACAAACAACAACGAAAGUAACGAGAGCGCAGCCUGCAACACAGACUAUUUCAUCAGCUGCUCCACAAACAACAUCGAAAGUAACGACGAUAAAGCCGAGCACGCAAACUCUUCGAACAGCCGCACCACCAACAACAUCGAAAGUAUCGACAAUGGAUCCAAUCACUCAGAACAUAUUGACUACCAUACCAACAACACGAGUAGCUGCGGACACGCCCAACUCACUUUUGACAAUGGCAUCGACAAAAAGACUGAGUUUGAGAUUUGA
Messenger RNA from Mya arenaria, 1002 nucleotides. RefSeq lists its product as uncharacterized. The coding region runs from base 1 to 1002 and encodes 333 amino acids. The record is from RefSeq and is a predicted model, not a curated record. The transcript is spliced from 4 exons. Lineage: Eukaryota; Metazoa; Mollusca; Bivalvia; Myida; Myidae.